UCCAUUAAAAUUAAAGUUAAUUUUGAUUUUGUAGAUCAUAGUAGAAUGUCAUCGAUUUUGUUGCUGGCACAUCCUACAACUUGCACACAGGAACAAUAUAGUGAUAGUUUGAAAGAUCUUGUAGACUCAAGAAAUGCAUCUGCUGACUUACCUUCAAUCCUUCCUGAGUUAGAUGCAUCGAAAGUAAAGCAAUGUGUUGUUGGGCCAAAUCAUCUAGCAUUUCUUAUGCAGAACGGUCAAAUCUGUCGUGUAUCAUUUCAUGUUAAUUCAGAACGAACAACUUGUAGCACAGCAAAAGAACCAAGUAGUGAUGAAGAGACAUUGCAUCCAACCACAUCUGCAAAGAAAGCUGCGAUGACUGCUGUUUUCUCAUCUGCUGCUGCAGAAACCUCUUCACAAAAUGAACAUACAUUUACAAUUUCUGGUGAUACCUUAAAUUCAUUGUCUGGUGCUCUUGGAAGAUGGACUACACACAGGGUAGCAAAUUCAUCAGGUACAACAUCCAGUGGGACAAGUAGUAGCGUUUUAGCAAGUCGUGCUCCUGUAACUCGGGGUAGAGGAAGAAUAAUUCGUGCCACACGAGGUAGAGCUGGAUCAGGUUGGAUAAGCAGCCGGGCUGUAAUACCAGCCUCCGCUGUACCAGAAGAGCUAAUAUCACAGGCGCAAGUUGUACUUCAAGGCAAAUCGAGACAAGUGAUAAUUCGAGAGCUUCAGAAGACGAGUUUAGAUGUUAAUCUUGCAGUUAAUAACUUGUUAUCGCGUGAUGAUGAUGAUCCUGACGAUCAAGAUGAAGAUGCUUACAUGCAGGAAACAUAUAUUCCAAGCGAAGACUUAAUGUCAAUAUUUGAAGCUGGUAUACCUGGAGAUGAGCCAUUUGUUGUCCAGAGAGAUGCUAUAUUCUCUGAAGAUAUUAUUUAUAAUCCUUCGUACACACGUGCUGAAUCGAGACUAACAAAUACUAGACCAGCAACACAAAAUGAAAAUUCAUCAUCUGCAGAUCGUGAUAAAGAUUUUUCUGCUUCACGUAUAAGAGACAAAUGGUGGGGCAUGUUAAUGAUGGAAGGAAAAGAUAAGGCAUCUGCUAACGCAUCCUCACCUAUUAAGAUUAAAUCUUCUAAACAAGCUGAUACUACUCACAGAUUCGGAGAGAUUGAGUGGUGGACAUGUGAGCAGAGCAACGAAGACAAUCUCAAGUUUGCUGAAAUGGUAUCACUUUAUUCUGAAUUGGUUGCAGUUACCAAUGAUGGUUUUCUGCAGUCUUGGAAAUGGAAUGAUCCACAUCCACCCAAUGUUCGAAACAACGAACACACGCACCCUAGAGCUGUGGAUAUGAAAAUUACAAAUAACGAAAAAAUAUCAAAAAUUGCAGCAUGUAGCAUUAGAAUAAGCAUUUUAACAAACUCUGGCAAGCUUGCAACAUGGUUGGAUGAAACUUUAGCUGCUGUAGGUUAUAGAUUGGAGAUUCCUUUGCAAGCAUAUCCAGAAUUCAAAAGUCAUCUAGUGACACAACUUCAUGUUUGUAAUUUGUAUUCAUGCGUUCAACUUUCCAAUGGCUCUAUUUAUUGGUGGGGUAUGUUUCCUUAUGAGCAAAGAAAAAAGAUUUUAGAUAAAGUAAAAACAAAAGCCAAGAAAAGUGCUAUUGCUGGGAGUAGUCAGAUCAAGCCAGGCACAUUGGUGUGCAUUAGAAGCUGUCCACUUUACUAUCCUGGUGCUGUUGGCUUCACUACAGUUAACGGUGAACCUAGGGUUGGUAAACUGGUGGACAAAGCAUGGGAUAUCGGUGAAAAGUGCCGUUUUAAAAUAAUUGAACCAGGAAGGAGCAUUCCUACCAACAUAGAAGUCAAAGAAAACAUGGAUAAGGGUGAAGGUGUCUCUAAUGUUUCUAAAGAUGACCAACCAAAUGUUGUGACGCCAAUUACUAGAAAACGAAAAUAUUCAGAGGUCGAGUUAGGUUGUGAUAUUUUAAAAGAAGAGGAAUGGUGCUUGCAAGAUGUCAUAUUUGUUGAAGAAGUACGAAACGUGCCUGUUGGUGAAGUAUUAAAAGUAGAUGGUGCUUAUGCAAUGGUUCAUUUUUCUGCACAUGCCAAAAGUGAUGCCAAAAGUGCUACUGAUGUGGACUCGAUGCUACGAGAAAGCGUGAUACGUCGAAAAGAUGAGUUGCAGAUUGUGAAAUGGACAACACCACCAAAAAUGCCAGAAUGUUAUCAGAAGGCUCCAAAGCAGUUAAUAGUACCAGGAGGCUCAAAGGUUUUAACAUUUGCACUUGACAAAAAAGGUGUACAUGCUAUUCUGAAAACUUCCAAUGGAUUGCGUUACUCGUUGUUUAGUUUAGCAUCAAGUCGACCUGAACCAGGUGGUAAUAUACAAAGUGAACCAGCAACAUUCUUAUCAAAAUCUGUACCCUUCAGCUCUACCUUAUUAUCAUCUGGAGUAGAGUCGAUAGUCCUAAUGCAAGAUCCAAAUGGUUGUUUGUAUCCAUUAGUAAAAGAUAAUGUGGGGGGCAUUCAAAAUCCAAGCUGGUCAAAUCUUUCAUCAAUGACAUGUUUCGUGUCAGGUCUAAAGAAAACAGAAACAAGCCAGAUGUGUAUCAGUAUUUUGGUGCUUAAAGAGAAUGAGUUAAUGCAGAAUAUACUGAGAUGUGAUGGAGAUGCAGUGCAACAGUAUUUGUGUAGAAUUAAAGACGAUCAAGAAUUAAUACAUUCUGCAGUCAACAGUAAUUGUGAUGGAAACCGAAAUGUAGUGCAUGUUUGCAUUUCGACGUGUCGUCCUGCUUCUUCGAAGUCUUUCAAAAUGUCCAGUCAAUCUAGCAACACACUGGAAUCUAAUGCUAGUAAAGGAGAAUUAAAAGACGAACCAUACGAACCAACAAUGUGGGUUCCAUUAUUCGAUGGCUUGACUUGCUUAGAUGCACUUUUGAAAAGUGAAGUUCUUCAAAGCCACCUGUUUUAUCUACUGUCACAGAAGGAUGCACUUGGAUACACCCCCUUUAUGUCUGCAGUUAGAAUUCGUGCCUAUGCAGCUGCCAUUAAAAUUUAUAAUACUAUUAUAAGUAUAUGUGGAUCAUCAACCAGUCAAAAUAAAGAACAAUUCAUGGCAAUGAUUUGUCCAAAUAAUACUGAUCCAGAUAUGUCGCCACUACAAAUGCUCUGUUGCAACGACACGUGUUCGUUUACGUGGACAGGGACUAAGCACAUCAAUCAAGACAUAUUUGAAUGCAAGACAUGUGGUUUAGUUGGCCCGCUUUGUUGUUGUACUGAGUGCGCACAAGUCUGCCAUAUUGGCCAUGAAUGCAAAUUAAAAAAAACAUCUCCUACUGCUUAUUGUGAUUGUUGGGAGAAAUGCCCGUGCAAGUCUCUUGUACCUGGUGAUCAACCCCAGCGAGUGAAACUUUUGCACCUCUUAGUUGAUGAGACAGAUCUCUCUGCCAAACCAAAUAAAAAAGACCAACAUAUUUUGCUGUUCUUAGCGAGAACUGUAGCUCGACAAGCUGAUGAGCAGGUACAAUACAUGCCAAAUAAAACACAUUCUGGGGAGUCAUCAAAGCAACGUGGUGGUAAUAACAUCCGCUCGAAGAAUCGCUCACAAACUCCACCAUCUGAUCAUGAGUUGGAACCGCCUAAGUUUGCAAAGAUUUCAUUGGGAUAUAUUUUGAAGAAUUGGAAUGCAUUGAAGUCGAUGAUAUUAUUUGGUUGUGAUCAGAAUGGAGCUAGAAGAGCUAAUGCAUUAGAUGAUCAGAUUAUCAGUGCUUCUAUGUUGCAGCCAGAAGAGAUUGGAAAAUAUUUGGAUGUACAACACGGUACUUCACUGCUGGAUAAUUUUGUUCAUAAAAUCAUUGUGAAAUGCAACUCUGAAUUUCUGGAAGUACUUGUGCAAACACUUCUGCGACAGAUUGAGCAAAAUAACAGUGAUGAAGUUUUAUUAGUGGUGAAAAGAUUCAUACGUGCUGUUAUUAGAGUUUAUGUAAUACUAAGUUCGUGCGCUGGUACCACUGCGACAAAAAAGAAAGGGUUAUCAACAGCCAUAGCUCAAUGCAAAAGAGUGUUUUUAUCUUUAAAUGUAUUAGCAGCUGAAGAAAUGGCGAACAUUGCGGCAACUAUCUUUGCACCUGUUAGAAUGGGCGUGGUAUACCCCUCAUCACCCUUCUCCUUGGGUACUAUUCCAGAUAGUUCGUCUGUGAGUGAUGAACUGUUUUCUAUUUUGCCAUUACCUGAAAGAUCUUCUGUUCCGUAUUCACAAUCAACUCGUGUUCGAUUUGCAAACACACUGACUGUGGAGGGAGGGCAGCCAGAAGAGGAAGAAGAAAUGGAAGCCGAGGAGCCUGCCUCUCAGAGUCAGCUGAAUGCCACAGAAGAAUCUAUAGAAGAUACGCAGGUGCAUGAGUCAGAUAUGGAGAUUGAUUUGCUGGCUGAGAGUGACAGUGAAAGCGAAGAGAGCAAUAACGGCGAUACAAAUGAAACACAGUCUAACAACACCACACCUGCUGCUACUACCAAUCGCAUGCGACGCGGAGGAAAUGACGAUCAUUACUUUUCGACAGCUGAAACAUCAGAUGGUGAAGAAGAUGAAGAAGUGGAAGAGGAUGAAGAUGACGAUGAGGAUGAAGAUGAUGAAAACGUUGGUGAAACCACAGAGAAUAGAAAUACAUUCGGAACAGGUGAUGGCAAUACAGCUCCCCAUGCCUUGCAAUGGGCUGUCAGAAGCCACCAGAACGCCCAGUCUACUCCCACCACCACUACCACUGCUCAUAUGUCGGGAUCAGGAAUGGUUUUCAUCGAUACAGCUCAAUUAAGAAGAUCUGGAGCAAGUGCUAGUGGGGAAGGAGUAACAGCUAGUUCGAAGUUCUCUGCACCAAGUGCGCUGGCGAGAACUUUUUUUGUCCUCGUUAGAGAGGUAUCUGACUUGCUGAGUUUGAGUGCAGAUGAAGCAGUAACUAGCAAGAGUAGAGAGGUGACAGAUCAACAUCUACAUACCACGUGGAAAUGGUUAUGGCAAGUCAUGGACACAACCGAAGCUCAACUGAGAUUUGGCGCAUCAUUAACAGCUGUAUCCGACCCUACCCAUCCACAGCAUCCAUUGUUUGACUCACAAACAAAAGCAAAAGCAAAUAGAGGGGGCGCCAGUUCCACCAAUAUAUUGCGAUCGUGGGGAGAGAACAGACGAAAAAAACGUGGUGCAGCAAGUCACACAGGAGCUGCUUCUGAUCUACCAAAUGGACGACAUGAAUACCUUACGUACAUACUUUCACUAAUGCGUAGCCAUGACAACGAACACGGUGAUUCCCUCCCUAAAGUGGAGAUCACCUCAUUGAGACAUGUGGCUUACAUACUAGAUGCAUUUAUAUAUUACUUGCGUUCAAAUCAAAUGACAGAAUGCUUACCUAGCUCUGUGGAUAAUACAAAAAGGAAAUCUUUAACUAGGAUGGAACAGAUGAAAGAAAACACUGUCGAGAAAAGCGGAGGCAGUACAAUAAAGAACGAACCAGAUAAUGAUGAUGAUGACGAAAGUAUACAGAAUGAUGAUCUGCUUAAUACAGAAAGUGACGUGAAAGCGUUUCGUCAUCAAUUUUUUAAAAGAAGUGACUCAACGUUGGUGUUAGGUUACGAACCAACCGAUCCCGUAAAAACAGCUUUAAAAGAUGCCUUGCCACUCGCUGAUCGACCGCAUUUGCUCAAUCCCGGUGCACGUAGAGAUCAACUAUUUGGCGUUGUGAAUACUACCAAUGCGGAGUCAACACCAGAUCCACCCAUCAACAUGAAAUUUGAUAAUGCGAUGACAAAAACUGGCGAAAAAACGUAUUUCAAAUUAUCACCGAAUGUUUAUCUGGGGCGUUGGCGUAUGUGUUUGGAACUGUUUGGUCGCGUGUUUCUUGAUGACGUUGGAAGUGAACCCUGUUCUGUGUUAAACGAACUGGGAAAGUUUGAUGUAAAAGAAGCGAAGUUUCGAAGAGAAAUGGAGAAACUUCGAAAUAGCCAUCAAAAAGAUUUGUACCUAGAAAUGCUUGAUAGAUCAAGGCCGCUCUUACUUCUACAAUCGCUGCGCCAACUUAACUCGCAGUUUGGUCGUCGCGUACCAGGGGCCGGUCCGUUAAAUAUUCAUCGUUUAAAAGUAUCGUUCAAGGACGAACCUGGUGAAGGAAGCGGAGUUGUGAGAAGUUUUUACACCGCGCUUAGUAAUGCGUUUCUAGCUGACGAAAAUUUACCGAACUUGGAAAGUAUAUUUACAGGGUCGCGAGGUCUUACUCACCAACUACGUGUGCGCAGUAAAGAACGUGAAAGACGACGCAAUUCUAGUGGAAACCUUCAAUCUGGCAUGAUACCGAGAAUUGUACGGCGUAACGAAAGAAAUAUGGAACACACAGCAGCCGAGAUUGAAGCUUGCAACCUGUCAGUUGACGCUCCUCCGUACAUAGCUGGAUCAAGUGGAUCAGAACUGGAUGAUUUUCCCAGCGAAGAAGAUCUUAUUGAAAACCCAGUGCCGGUGCAUAAAAGAGAACUUGGGAGGAGAAUAUACAAAAAAGUCAACGCUAUGUUCCCUGAGCAUGUUUCCAAGGUGACAGGAAUGUUGUUGGAACUCACACCAACUCAACUCAUUUACUUACUGACGCAUGACGAGCCGUUUAAAGAUAAAGUGAACGAGGCUGUCGAUAUCCUUACAGCGCAAACAAGACAAGAUUCAUCGUUAAACAUGGCCAAAGAAAAAAUGACAAUAGAAGAAGAACAAGAUAACUCACCUUUGUUCUUUCAACCGGGUAAACCGGGCUACUACUCACCCCGACCGGGUAAAAAUUCUCCGGAACGCUUAAAUUGCAUGAGAAAUGUGGGAAGGAUUGUUGGUCUGUGUCUUCUUCAAAAUGAAAUUUGUCCACUCGCUUUCAAUCGACAUGUCAUCAAGUAUCUGUUAGGUAGAAAGAUUAGUUGGCAUGAUUUGGCAUUUUUUGACCCCACUUUGUAUGAAAGUCUUCGAAAUCUGAUGGAAGAAGCAACACGGGAAGACAAUACUGAUGUUUUCUCAUCGCUCGAUCUGACAUAUUUAAUCCAAUUAAGAACAGAAGAAGGAGGUGGCAGUGUUGAGUUGGUCAAAGGAGGAGCACAAGUUGAAGUGGCAGCUGAUAAUGUUUAUGAUUACGUAAAGAAGUAUGCUGAAUACCGAAUGAUAACUAAUUCUAGAAGAGCUCUACAGGCCAUCCGAAGAGGCUUGUUAGACGUUGUACCUGCAAUUCACUUAGAAGGAUUAACCGCUGAAGAUUUUCGUCUGCUUCUUAACGGUGCGGGUGACAUCAACGUGCAGCAGCUGUUAAGUUACACUUUCUUCAGUGAUGAAACAGGUGGUGAGGGUGAUGAGAAGUUGGCGAAAUUUAGAAAGUGGUUUUGGUCGGUUGUAGAAAACAUGACUCCAAAACAGAAACAAGAUUUGCUUUAUUUCUGGACAUCUUCUCCUGCCAUGCCAGCAAGUGCCGAAGGUUUUCAACCGAUGCCUUCUGUGACGAUAAAGCCAGCAAAUGAUCAUCAACUACCAACAGCAAACACAUGCAUAUCACGUCUAUACGUUCCUCUAUAUUCUUCCAAAUCUAUCCUAAGAAGCAAGUUUUUACUAGCGAUAAGAACGAAAGUAUUUGGUUUCGUCUGAAGCUUGCGUAAUUCGAACGUGUUAUCGCUUUGUUACGAGUUUUAACUCGCAUACAGAAAUCGAAUUCGAACAUUUUACCUGUGACGUAAUACUUUUAUUUAUGAAAAGUAAGAAUAUAUAACGUGUUUUUCAGAAGAAAAAACAUUUGUUCAUUUUGUAA
Messenger RNA from Hydractinia symbiolongicarpus, 7786 nucleotides. RefSeq names its product E3 ubiquitin-protein ligase UBR5-like. Gene Ontology annotation, biological process: DNA damage response; regulation of double-strand break repair; protein polyubiquitination. Bases 46 to 7626 code for a protein of 2526 amino acids. Gene Ontology annotation, molecular function: ubiquitin binding; zinc ion binding; ubiquitin-protein transferase activity. The transcript is spliced from 45 exons. Gene Ontology annotation, cellular component: nucleus. Lineage: Eukaryota; Metazoa; Cnidaria; Hydrozoa; Anthoathecata; Hydractiniidae. The record is from RefSeq and is a predicted model, not a curated record.